Molecule: messenger RNA, 1809 nt
Organism: Aspergillus viridinutans
Lineage: Eukaryota; Fungi; Ascomycota; Eurotiomycetes; Eurotiales; Aspergillaceae
Product: putative flavin-binding monooxygenase
Exons: 6
Coding region: 1-1809 (602 amino acids)
Molecular function (GO): monooxygenase activity; flavin adenine dinucleotide binding
Source: RefSeq, a predicted model, not a curated record
AUGACUCUCGCCCAAAACCACUACGUGAUACAACUCCCCGUAACCCCCCUAACAAUCGGGGCACUAAGCCCCCGCGACAUCGCCCAGCAAUGGCUCGCGAACCUGGAGAUCCAACUGGGCACAUCGCCAGUCUCCCAGGUCAAGCUUUCAGAGCUCUUUCACAAAGACUCCUGGUGGCGCGACAUGCUAGCUCUAGACUGGGACUUUCACACCAUCCACACCGUCUCCGAGAUCGAGCAGUGCAUCAGUCGUAACCAGCCACGGGCCUGUCUCACGGCCUUCCGUCUCCAGCACGAGGGCAGGUUCCAGCCUAAGAUCGAGAAGCCGGUUGAGGGGUUACGGUGGAUCUCAUCGAUGUUCUUCUUCGAGAGUCGGGUGGGACGCGGCACGGGCGUGCUGCGUCUGACGCAGGACGAGGCCGGUGUGUGGAAGGCGUACUCGCUCUAUACGAGUUUGCAGGAGUUGAAGGGCUUUGAGGAACCUCUGGGUCUACGAAGGCCUGAGGGACUAUCGAGUCGAUGCCGGGGAGUCGAGGAGCCUACAGCGCUCCUGGUUGGUGCUGGACAAGCUGGUCUCAACAUGGCCGCUCGGUUGCAAUCACUCGGGAUCUCAUGCCUCAUAGUCGACCGCAACGAGAGAAUCGGUGACAACUGGCGGAAGCGGUACAGAACCCUUGUGACGCACGACCCGGUAGAGUUCACACACAUGGCCUACCUCCCCUUCCCUCGGAAUUGGCCCCAGUUCACCCCCAAAGACAAACUCGCAGAUUGGUUCGAAGCCUACGCCAGCAUCAUGGAGCUGAACGUAUGGCUCAAGGCAAGCGUCAAGUCGGCCGUCUACGAUGACGCCAAGGCCCGGUGGACGGUCACCGUCGCCCGCGGUGAUACCGGUUCGGAGCGAGUCCUCCAUCCCCGGCACAUCGUCUGGUGCACCGGUCACUCGGGGGAGCCCAAGAUCCCCACUUUCCCGGGCCAGACGCAGUUCAAGGGGACGGUGUAUCACGGUAGCCAGCACCACGAUGCAUCCGACUAUGACGUGAAGGGAAAGAAGGUGGUUGUUGUGGGGACCGGAAACAGCGGCCAUGACAUCGCGCAGAACUUCUACGAGAACGGAGCGGACGUGACCAUGCUGCAGCGCAGCGGGACGUAUGUCAUCACAGCGGCCAAAGGGGUAUUGAUGCAGCACGAAGGGCUGCACGAGGAGAACGGACCACCCACAGAAGAAGCAGACAUCAUCUCCGAAUCCCUCCCGUACCCGGUAAAGUUCGCUCUAGACGUGCACUUCACGAAACGCGCCUACGAAGCCGAAAAGGAUAUCCUAGACGGCCUCAAGGCCGCCGGCUUCGAGCUCGACUUUGGCGUUGAUGGGGCUGGUAUAUCCCGCGCGUACAUGACCCGUGGUGGAGGCUAUUACAUUGACGUCGGCUGCAGCCAGCUCAUUGCUGACGGCAAGGUCAAGAUCAAGAGGAGUCCAGAGGGGAUAGCCGGUUUCAAUGACCGUGGCCUGCUCCUGAAAGACGGGAGCGCACUAGACGCAGAAAUCGUUGUGCUGGCGACGGGAUACGAUAACAUGCGAACAACUGUGCGCAAGGUAUUGGGCGAUCGAGUCGCAGACAGGUGUAGGGACGUCUGGGACUUGGAUGAGGAGGGUGAGAUCAAUGCGAUGUGGCGACCAAGUGGCCAUCCCGGAUUCUGGUUCAUGGGCGGAAACUUGGCCCUGUGCCGGAUCUAUUCCAAGUUCCUUGCGCUGCAGAUCAAAGCCAUUGAGGCGGGUCUUGUGUCACAGGAUAUAGUCCUUGCCAAGCUGUGA